Molecule: messenger RNA, 1678 nt
Organism: Aphanomyces invadans
Lineage: Eukaryota; Oomycota; Saprolegniomycetes; Saprolegniales; Verrucalvaceae
Exons: 5
Coding region: 92-916 (274 amino acids)
Biological process (GO): D-serine catabolic process
Molecular function (GO): D-serine ammonia-lyase activity
Source: RefSeq, a predicted model, not a curated record
GGAAAAGUUGGUGUCAUGAGCGCAUCGGCAUGGGUGUGAUACCCCAGCGAUCGUAGUCGAUGAGGAUCGUUUGCUGCGCAACAUUGCCCGCAUGCAAGAACAUGCGUCGAAGAACCACGUGAAUCUCCGUCCUCAUGCAAAGACGCACAAGAGCAUUGAUAUUGCCAAGAUGGUUCUGGAUGCGGGGGCCGUCGGGCUCACUGUGUCAAAGCCUCUGGAGGCUCGAAAGUUCAUUGAAGCUGGAUUUCGCGACGUCACCCUUGCGUACCCAGUGGUAGUCGAAGACAAGUUGGACCUGACGAUUCGUUGCGCACAGCAGCACGACGCGACGCUCAACCUCACAGUCGAGAGCUUCGUGGGGGUCCAAGUGGCGGCAUCAAGUGCGGCAAAGAACAAUCAUGUCCUCAACGUCUUGAUUCAUGUGGACGUCGGGUACCAUCGAGUUGGUGUGGAGGAACACGACCCUCGUCUCGCCGAGCUCGUAUCUCUCAUUCAGCAAUCUCCAUCACUGAAACUGAUGGGGAUCCUUUCGCAUGCAGGACACUCCUAUGGAGCCAAGUCGCGAGAAGAGUGCGAGGAAAUCGGAGAAGUGGAGCGCCAGAUCAUGGUGCGAGUCAAGGCAACCAUUGAAGCGUUGGGGUCGCCGAUUUCUGUCGUUUCUGUCGGCAGCACCCCCACGGAACUGUGCCGCCAAAACUUUGAUGGUAUCACCGAGCUGCGCCCUGGGAACUACAUCUUUCAAGACCGAACGCCAGUGCGAACCGGCGUGUCGAGUGUCCAAAACGUGUCGCUGACUGUCGUGGCCACGGUUGUGAGCUCCAACGCGCACUACUUUAUCAUCGACGCCGGGUCCAAAGUCCUCUCCACUGACAUGUACUGCUCAGAGCACGGUAGCGUCUAUCCCGCGGCUGCUUGAGCCAUUUCGACUAGGGUGCGCGGCAGUGGCGAGUUUGGCAGCGACUGCUACGGACUCGUGUUUCGCGAGCAAGACUUUGACCAGGUUACGACCGAACCGACCGCGUUCGAGUGGGCUCUUCCGUCUGGCGUCCGAACUGUGUGCUUUCAAAUCAAGAAAUUGUCGGAAGAACAUGGAUGGGUGGCCCAUGCACCAACCCUUGGGCCGUCCGCGUCCCCCCAAGUUGGCGACCGGGUCACUGUCCUUGUCAACCAUUCGUGCCCCGUCGUGAACCUUGCGAACCGCCUCUCCGUCAAAACCAAGGACGGAGCCCUUUCCAAGCAUAUUGAGUUGAUCUCGAGAGGGUGCUGUCAAUAGCAUCGAGACGAUCUUGUUGGCCCAUCUCGCGCGCCGUCCCAAUGACGCCAUGUGACGUGAGCUUUCAAAUACGUUUUUGUCGAGAUGCAUAAGCGCGAGUGCGCCGUGUUUCAUUGCUGCUGACGUGCACGGUGCUUGUGAAGAUCGAAUGCUCUCACCAUGGCAACAUCCACUCGACCCCCCCCACGUCAGUACACAAGGAAAUGUUGGAUGUAUGCGGCGAUGGAGCCGUCGGUCCAUCAGUGUGAUGAAAAUUGCGUCAUCCUUCAUGAACGCAACUCGACCAGAAGGCUUAGCGUUUAAAGAGAAAGUGUCGUCGAGGACGGGGGACCGCGACAAAAGAGCGCUGGAAAGAGUUGAGAUAGAUGGAAACAUGCACUGAAAGUGAACGAGAUGUUGUUGGGA